Alternaria rosae is the source of this 1497-nucleotide messenger RNA. RefSeq names its product eukaryotic cytochrome b561-domain-containing protein. Bases 399 to 1157 code for a protein of 252 amino acids. The record is from RefSeq and is a predicted model, not a curated record. Gene Ontology annotation, molecular function: transmembrane monodehydroascorbate reductase activity. The transcript is spliced from 5 exons. NCBI's taxonomy places the organism in Eukaryota, Fungi, Ascomycota, Dothideomycetes, Pleosporales, Pleosporaceae.
CCGAUCCUCAACUUCCCAAUCUGCGUCUCCUGGUGGGAUGAAUUGCGCAUGCAAAGUGUCCUCACGCGACCGCCAUGGACGCGCUAGACAUGCAUCUCGCGUUAAGAACGCCUUCUCCACCCCCCAAACCCCCAAUGCAAACAUCACCACUUUCUCCGCUGUUUGUCAUCUCGGCGCUGAUUGGCCGGACCUUGGAGCAUCUGACAUCCACAUCACGCUAAUUGGUGGAUACGAACAGGGGUUUGUGUUGUCGUCAUUGUCUGCCGGAGCUUCCUCAUCGCCUAAAGUCCGAAGCGCACCCCUCUGACACCUGUCGCAGACUGACACUGCAUCUUUCGAUCCUCUCUCAAUUCUCAGGCUUUUCAUAGCAUCGCGCUUCUGAGUCUGUAUAUCACAGCAUGGCUUCUGCGACCGGGAUACCGCCAAAUGCCGCUGCGGCGCGUGGCCAGAGUGAACAAGAGCCGCUCCUAGGCAGAAGAGGAGAUGCUAGCCAGAUGCAUGGGCAGCCUCUCUACCAUAACCUGUGGAUCGGCACCGCUCCCAUCGCGCAAGCAGGCAUAUGGAUUCUCGCAGCCAUCAUCUGGGGAGCCAUCUUCUCCAACAAACUCAUCUUCUUCUCCGCGCACCCACUUCUCAACUCCGCCGGCUUCCUCCUAGCCAUCCAAGCAGCCCUCGUCCUCCAACCCACGCACACCCCCGAACAAAAGCGCUCAGGCACCCUCGCCCACUUCCUCUUCCACGCUGUCGGCGCCACAGCCCUCACCGCCGGCCUCAUCAUUAUCGAAAUGAACAAAGCCGGCCCCGGCCACGAACACUUUGAGUCCGCGCACGCGCGUCUCGGCCUCACCUUUUACAUCCUCGUGUACAUCCAGGCGAUUGUGGGCUUCACGCAGUAUUACGUGCCGCAGCUGUAUGGCAGUGUGGACAACGCGAAGAGUAUUUAUAAGUAUCAUAGGAUGUCGGGCUAUGUUAUUGCGGUGUUGGGUCUUGCGACGAUUUGCGCGGCGACGUGGACGACGUAUAAUUUGAAUUUGGCGCAUAUUCAGCAUUGGGCUGUUAUUGUUGCGAGUGUUUUGGUGCUUGUGGGUGUUGUGCCGAGGAUUCGGUUGAGUAAGUUUGGGUUGAAGAGGGAGGAGGGGGAGGUGAGAUUGCAGUAGAUGGGGAGGCAUGAGAAAUGAACAUGCUUGCGCGGGAUGAAGGAAAGAUUCAGUCGCAUACGAAGAGUACGAGUUGGGUAUACUUGAUAUAGAUGAUGCUAGGAGUCAUGGAAACGGCGUUGCAUAGUAGGGUAUUGGCAUCACUUCAUCUUCCACACUCUUCAUGUCUCUCUUGUUCCAGAAUGCACAUCUAAUGUGUCAUGCUUCUCUUCCAAGCAGAAAGACUUGGGGUAGAUCUCAGUUUUGUUCCUUGUGAAGCUAAAUGUGAGUAUGAUAUCAGGUGGGUGCUUUCGUUGACUAUGAGAUUAACAUCAUGCCAAAUUUAUAUACUGAAGUUACG